AUGAAAGACCCGAAAUGUGUUGAACUUGAUUUGGCAGUGUACAAGUGGUAUACCCAGGAGCGUGCAUGUGGGGUGGAAGUGCGGGGAAUGGAGUUGGCCGCUAGUGCUGCUAAGCUCACUGCCCACAUAGGUAUCGAGUUCAAGGCCAAUGAUGGGUGGCUCUGGCGCUUCCACAGGCGCCAUGGCAUCCGUAAUCUGGCUGUGACAGGAGAGGCUGAAAGUGCCGAUGCUGAAAUGAUUGAACCUCUCCGUGAUGAGUUGAUGAAAAUUAUUAAUGAUGAAGAUUUAUCCAUGUCACAAAUAUAUAAUGUUGAUGAAACUGGUAUGAUGUGGCAGGCCUUACCAAGAAACACUCAGGCUGGGAUGCAUGAAAAGAAAGUGAAAGGAAAGAAAGUGAGUAAGGAACGCCUAUCAGUGCUUUGCGGACGAAAUGCGUCUGGUACUCAUAGGCUUAAGUUGACAGUCGUGGGGAAGGCAGCUAAACCCCGGGCUCUCAAGGAUAUUAUGGACAAGUUACCUGUCCCUUAUUAUAACUCCUCUAAGGCAUGGUUCAACUCUCAUAUCUUUACUGAUUAUUUUCAACAUCACUUAGUUCCGGAAUUGAAAAAUUAUCAAGAGAAAGUGCUCAAAAUAAGACCGGAUGACGUGAAGGCUUUAAUUUUGCUUGACAAUGCUCCCGCCCACCCUUCCUCAGAUGUAUUAAAAAGUGCUGACAGGAAGAUAAAAGUUAUGUUUCUUCCCAAGAACACUACCUCCUUGAUCCAGCCUAUGGAUCAAGGAGUUAUAAGUGCGUUCAAGAGGAUUUACCUACAUAAAUAA
This is a messenger RNA of Portunus trituberculatus (swimming crab), 819 nucleotides long. Its product is annotated as tigger transposable element-derived protein 7-like. The coding region runs from base 1 to 819 and encodes 272 amino acids. NCBI's taxonomy places the organism in Eukaryota, Metazoa, Arthropoda, Malacostraca, Decapoda, Portunidae. Gene Ontology annotation, cellular component: nucleus. The transcript has a single exon. The record is from RefSeq and is a predicted model, not a curated record. Gene Ontology annotation, molecular function: DNA binding.